This is a messenger RNA of Aspergillus clavatus NRRL 1, 1878 nucleotides long. RefSeq lists its product as uncharacterized. Bases 1 to 1878 code for a protein of 625 amino acids. The record is from RefSeq and is a predicted model, not a curated record. NCBI's taxonomy places the organism in Eukaryota, Fungi, Ascomycota, Eurotiomycetes, Eurotiales, Aspergillaceae. The transcript has 2 exons.
AUGCUGGAUGAGCUAGAUAACGUGUUUGACGAUCAUCCGUCGCUGGAUGCCUCCUUGGAGGACUUUGAGAACCACAGUAACGCCCAUCGCUCCCCCGUGUUCGGUCUUCCAUCGCAGCAUUCCGGGUUUCGAUCAGAGGAGUCGGAGGGCGAGGAAGAAGAGGCCACGCCCAACGGUGAGCGCUGGUCGCCUCCGGGAUUUCGCAGGCAUGACUAUGUGCAAGGGAGUGGAUGGUAUCGCCAUCAACCCUAUCUGCGCAAAGGCGAGGACGAUCAAUUACUGCUGAAGCCGACCGUGGGAGUCAGCCCGUCGCAGUCGCGCGAACCGAGCCCGCAGUACGAGGAUGCGAUCGAAACCCUCGCGGCGAAGAAGCGCAGCGAAUCGGCCGAUACAGGCGUUGCGACCAUCGCUGCCAAUGUACCGCUCCCCGUUGAUACGGAUACGCCGUUGAAGGGACGGUCUCCCAGUCCAGGCCCGGGGACGGCGCCCAGAACCGGCCCUGAGAAUGAUGGAUUGGACUUUGGGUUGGAGAAUCACCUAAGCAAUUAUAUACGGUUUGCUGUGCGCGCAGAAGUCCAGCAUCGCGAACCUUUUGUCGCGUUCUUUGGUUACUUGCGAUCCAAGUUCGACAAGAUCACUAGCUCCAAAUCUAACACCACUUUAUCCAUCCUGAUUGCCCUUCUCUCCAUUACCUUCAUGCGCGCAUUGUUCCUCCCUAACCUCCCCCAGUCGAUCCCGGAUCUGGUGAAGCUGUCUAGCUUUGCGCGAUCCUUUGAGCCCCUCAUCUACUACUCAGAAAAUGGCGUGCAGCAGAUCGGGACAUUGCAGGAGACCGGCGUCGCCGUGUGGGAUUUGAGUGAAUCCGUACGCGGGACCAAUAUGACCAGCGCGCCCAUCAUCGUGCGCCAGCUGGAUGAGCUCUCAGAAUCCCUAAAGACCUUGUCGCUUGAGCUAACACGAUUCUUUGCCAAUGUCGACUCUGACGUGGAUUCAAUCCUCAUUGUCAUGGACUGGGCGAAACGAGAGCUGGAAACCUUAUCAUCGCAACCGCCUAGCUCGUUGCCAUCCAUUGUUCUUGACAAUGUACACGACCUCCUGUCGCAAUUGGGCACACUCGAGCGUGUGUCGGGCCCUAGUGGCGAGGUGGCCGACGGCGAACUCACCACCGCUCCAACCACGUUCGGUCUCGUGGUGACGGCCAUUUUUGGUCAGACUUCGGCGCAGCGGACGCGAGCGACGCUUACCCGGACCUUCACCGAGUUUCUCUCUGUGCUUGAAGAGUCCAUCAACAGCGAACUGACUCAUUCCACUGCGCUCUUUGCGCUCUUUGAAUCCAUCGACCGCCAGUUUUUGAAUCUGCAGCGCACCGUCGUCCGUGAGUCUGAUGCACAAGAACGCGCCGAGGGCGAAAUGCUGAGCUCCCUAUGGACCCGAGUCCUCGGGCCGGAUGCCGCCGUGGUGCGCAAGUAUGAGAAGAACAAACGUCUGCUGGCCAAUGUCCGCAGCCGGACCGUUGCCAACAAGCAUCUCCUGAUGGACCAUCGCGGCCGCCUCCUGACCCUCAAAGUCAACCUCGAAACUCUCCGGCGCAAACUCGUCAGCCCGCUUGUACGGCGAAACGACUCGGUAAGCUUCAUUGGUGCGGCUGAAGCGGGCAGCAGCCGCAGUAACGGGCGGAUGCUGGGGCCCGUGGAAGCCGUCAUCGAAGGUCAGAUUCGCGGGCUGGAAGGCACAUACGACUACCUCCGCUCUGUUCGGGAGAAACAGAAAGCCAAACUUAUGGAGAUGGUGUACGGAUCCGGGCGGAAACUCCCAUCACAAUCCAUGCUCGCAGAUGGCUCGGACGAUCCAGGAUCAGAUACCAUCGACGGACUCUGA